Hemisphaericaspora subhashii is the source of this 750-nucleotide messenger RNA. RefSeq names its product thymidylate synthase (gene CDC21). The coding region runs from base 1 to 750 and encodes 249 amino acids. Gene Ontology annotation, molecular function: thymidylate synthase activity. Gene Ontology annotation, biological process: dTMP biosynthetic process. The transcript has a single exon. Gene Ontology annotation, cellular component: mitochondrion; cytosol. Lineage: Eukaryota; Fungi; Ascomycota; Pichiomycetes; Serinales; Debaryomycetaceae. The record is from RefSeq and is a predicted model, not a curated record.
AUGACCGUUUCAAUAAAUAGUGCUGAACAAGCGUAUCUUGAUUUAUGUGAAAGAAUCAUCAAUGAAGGUGAAUUCCGUCCAGAUAGAACGGGAACAGGAACAAAAUCCCUCUUUGCCCCACCUCAAUUACGUUUUGAUUUAUCCAAUGAUACUUUCCCACUCUUAACCACGAAAAGAGUCUUUUCCAAAGGUAUCAUUCAUGAAUUAUUAUGGUUUAUUGCUGGUUCAACCGAUGCCAAAUUGUUAAGUGACAAGGGAGUGAAGAUUUGGGAAGGAAAUGGAUCUCGUGAAUAUUUGGAUAGAUUAGGCUUAACCCAUCGUCGUGAAGGUGAUUUAGGUCCAGUUUAUGGAUUUCAAUGGAGACAUUUCGGGGCUGAAUAUGAGGAUUGUGAUGCUGAUUAUACUGGAAAGGGAUAUGACCAAUUGCUCGAUGUGAUAAAGAAAUUGAAAACAAAUCCAUAUGAUAGAAGAAUUAUUAUGUCAGCUUGGAAUCCUCCUGAUUUCCCCAAAAUGGCCCUUCCUCCAUGUCAUGUCUUUUGUCAAUUUUAUGUCAGUUUCCCAGGUGUUACUGAAACUCCAGAAUCAAAUUCCGAGAAGCAAGCUAAAACAACCGCAAGACCAAAAUUAUCUUGUUUGUUAUAUCAAAGAUCUUGUGAUAUGGGAUUGGGUGUUCCUUUCAAUAUCGCUUCAUAUGCUUUAUUGACCAAAAUGAUUGCAGUACAACAACUAUACCUGACACCACUUAAAUAA